This is a messenger RNA of Sceloporus undulatus (fence lizard), 4861 nucleotides long. RefSeq names its product zinc finger protein 691-like. Bases 639 to 2021 code for a protein of 460 amino acids. Gene Ontology annotation, biological process: negative regulation of transcription by RNA polymerase II. The record is from RefSeq and is a predicted model, not a curated record. Gene Ontology annotation, cellular component: nucleus. Gene Ontology annotation, molecular function: DNA-binding transcription repressor activity, RNA polymerase II-specific. Lineage: Eukaryota; Metazoa; Chordata; Lepidosauria; Squamata; Phrynosomatidae. The transcript is spliced from 8 exons.
AAGGAAUUCUAUUGAGCUGUAUUCACAAGAAAAGAAGUUUGUCAAGAUCUGAUGUUGAAAUCAGGGCCGGGAAUUUCAAUAACCGUGUUUUGCAAAUUGCUUGUGUGCUUUCAAGUUAUUCAACUAUCUCUGUUAUUUUAUCAACCCACAAAAUAGGUUAUGAAGCGGAAGAGAAUGGAGGCACAAACAUUCACAGCCUUUGCCAUCCUCAGCUGCCAGCCAGUUCAAGUUUAAUGGGGAAAAGAAGGUUCAAACCCGGCGGAGGCCUCUGGGCGACUGCGCCCGUAGCCAGGGGCAAGAUGGUUUGACUCUCACGGUGCCCGCGGCUGCGGUCUGGAACGGAAGAUGGCGGCCGCAGAGGCGAGGAUGGGCAGGCUGUGAGAAGAACGUGAUGGAGAUGGGGGAGCCAACUGGAGGGGAAAACUGCUGCUCUUGGGACUCUGAUUGAGGAGGAAAUUGCCUCCUCCAGAGGGGGCUGGACAAUCUGGAGAAUCUGUUGAAGAACCGUAACUUCUGGAUCCUGAGAUUUCCUCCAGGCACUAAAGGAGAAAAUCCCUAAGGUCCCAUUGACCUUCAGUGACACCUCUGUCAACUUCAGUAAGCAGGAAUGGAAGAAAUUGGAUGAGUGGCAGAAGGAGAUGUACAAGGCGGUCAUGAGAAGCAAUUAUGAGAUGCUGGUCUCCCUGGAUGAUGCCAUUUCCAGGCCCAUGUUCCUGUCCCAGAUUGAGCGAGGUGAGGAUCCGAGUGCGAAGAGUUCAGAAGAUUUGGAGCGGAGGGACAUGCCUAUAAAUCCCAGUUGUUCAGGUUCUUCUGCUAUUGUGGUGAAUGCUACUUCCUGGGGCAGAGAAGAUGACAAGGAAGAGGAGAAUCUUUUUGCCACACAAGAUGAAUGCCGUGAAACAUCCCUUUUAGACGUCUCUAGUCCUGGGACAGGCUCUUCUGGUAUUGUGGUGAAUGCUGCUUCUUGGGGCAGAGAAGACGACAAAGAAGAGGGGACUCUUUUUGCCGCACAAGAAGAUUGCCAUGAAACAAGCCUUACAGAGGUCUCUAACCCUGAACUUCAGAUUCUGCGACGUGACGUGGGGUCACAGGUUAAGCAAGAACCAGAGAUACACAUCAAGGAAGAGCCAUUGUCUCCUGGAAGCUCCAGCAGCGAGUCAUUUAUCCCUAUCUGCAUUAAGCAAGAAGAGGAAGAGCAGAACAUUCAGGACCAGCAGUAUUUGGCUUCAUUUGCAGAGCACAGUAUGCUGUUCCAAGCUGCAGAUGAGGAAGGCAGUCAUGCGCUCGGGUCGUCUGUAGCAUCCUGCAGGAAGGCUGGCCAUCAGAGCACCGUGGGAGAUCCUGAGCAGAGAGAGGCAGAGGCGAGAGGCUGCCUGGCCCAGUGCGGCAUGUGCGAGAACGUCAAGGACCAGGAGAACCUGGGGGACCACCAGUACAGCCGCAAGCGGAAAUUCCAGUGCACAGAGUGCAACCGAAGCUUUGCUUUCCAGGGGCAGCUCACCCAGCACCUGCUUGUCCAUGCCCCUGGCAUGCAGUUCAACUGCGAUGAAUGCAACCUGUCCUUCUCCAGCCAAAAGGCCCUGACAGUGCACAAGCGCGUCCACUCCCUUGACUGGCCCUUGCACUGUUCGGCCUGCAACCGGAGCUUCACAGACGCAGCCAGCUUUGAGCGCCACCAGCAGACCCACGCCCCCGGCAAGGUCCAUCGGUGCCUGGAGUGCAACGUCUAUUUCACAAACCCCAUCGCUCUGAUUGAGCACAAGCGGAUGCACUCGGAGGACUGGCCCUUCCGCUGCACCCAGUGCGACCGGACCUUCGUGCACGAGGGGCUGCUGAACGAACACCUCCAGAAUCACAGCCGGACGCGGAGUCGCCGUUGCCACGUCUGCGGCUCAUGGUUGUCUUACCGGGGAAUGGUGGAAUAUACUGAGGGCCAGCUGUACCACUGUAAGAAGUGUAAUACCAUUUGCCGGAGUUCGGGGGUGGAGCAGGGAAAUAAACCAAGCGAGGGAAAUGUGUAGGCCCUUCUAGGUUCCCGAGGGCAUACCUCUGGUAUGAAUAGAUCGGCACAAAGGCCACUCUCCUAAAGACACCCCUUGUCCCUGUUUUGUUUGAUUUAUUGGGCAGUGAAGCAUUUCAGGAAAAAAAAACCUCCCAUUUUCUUAGGAAAGCGAUUUUUCUCCCAAGAGAAAGAACAUUUGGGGGUGGGGAGGAGUAUCCUGCUUGGAUCCCAUGCCCUGGCAUGUGUUUCAGGGCACAUCCCAACGCAUUUUGGUGGUUGCCGCCCUUCCUGGAUGCAUUUCUUCAAAUCCCAAAAAAUAAAUCCAGAAAGGGUGAUGAUCAGACUGAAAUGCCUGCCAGCGGGAGAAGUGGGAAUCUCGUCCUGUUAGGACAAUCCCUGGUGGGCCCCAGCUAGGGCCAGGGGCAGUCUGUGGGCUGCAUGUGGUCCAUAGGACAGUUUUAUGCGACCCCCCGAGUCCCUUGUGUAUGUGUGUGUCUGUCUGUCUGUCCAUUCUGAAGACUAGAUCUCUCUCUCUCUCUCUCUCUCUCUGUUGGAUGUACAAAUGUUGCAGGUCCAGGGUCCACUUUUAUGCCUCAAGCCUCUCUGAAGGCUGUGUACGCUACAAAAAAAGCAAAAAAAUAAUUAAAAUUUUAAAAAAUUAAAAAUAAAGCAACCCCCCCCCAAAGUGGCCAGAUGUCCACUUCUGGGUCUUAGAAACUGGUGUUUUUAAUGUUAAGCAGCAUGAGGGGGUGGCCUUGCAACCUCCUUGAAAGGGAAAUUGUUGUACUUGGAACCUUCCAGGAGCAGCAGUUUAUCCUUUUUUCUUUUCUUUUUUGAAGCAGCAAUUCAUAUAUUUUUAUUUUUAUUUUCUUCUUUUGGCUAGAAAAAGGUUGGUCUGGAAAUUCUGGAGGUGUUGAGGGCUAUAAAAGCAUUGUCGGGGUCUGCGCUUUGCUCACUCCUUCUCUCUCUCUCUCUCUCUCUCAAGUGUGUCCUGGGACACAAUUCUUGGCUAAAACAAGGCACUCCCUCCCUGCCCCUUGUUUGUAUGUCUCCCAGAAAAUGCCCUCUUGUAAAAAGGAAAGUUUAUAUAUAUUUUUAAAAGAAUCCUUCCUCUGGAAGCCUCCAAGGCAGUGGUUCCCAACUUUGAUCCUCCAGAUGUUUUGGACUUCAGCUUCUUUAAUUCUUGACUGCUGGCCCAGACUGUUGGCGUCUUGGAGCUGAAGUCAAAAACAAACUGGAGGACCGAAGUUUGGGAACCCACGGGGAUAAGAAGUGGCACUUCCCCCCCCCCCCCAAGCUGCUUGUUUUGAUCCUCUGGAUGAUUUUUUCACCUGGCGUAUGUCCCCCCCAGAGGUCCAAGGUGGAUGGAGAAUGGGACCUUCCCCUGAGACAGAGGUUUUGUUGAGUGAUGGAGCUGUGACAGAGCCACUGGGGGAGAGAGGGAAGACCCCAUUAACCUCUGGCCUGUGGUCCUCUCAACCAUGAAUGGCUUAUUAGCACUCCCCACAUGUUCUUUCCCCUCAUGCUUUCCCCAAAUUAGUGCUCCCUUGUGAUGGGAUUGCAGAUUUCCUUCCCCCUCCUAACCCCAUUGUCUUGCCUGAGCUGGUUGCCUGUGUAAUAAUAGUUCCUCCCUAAUUCAUUCCCCAGCAAAUCCUUCCUUGGAUGGAUGGGUUCAGAGAGUCCAUAUGCCCCACUGAGCUUGCUGUUUGGCUGACCACACGAAUAGUAGAAGGCGGUCACAGCAGCACACAGGUUGUUCUCUUGACUGCCACCUUCUUGCAUAGCCCUUUGCUCACCUGCCCUUUUUCUUGACAGAGGAUCUCAUAAUAAGAAUAAUAAUAUUUUUUCUAAGUUAUAUCCUGCUUUUCCAAACGAUCAAAGCGGCUUAUGCUGAUUUUCUGCUCUCUGUUGCAGUUUCCUCUUUCAAAACUUUCCAUCAUCUUUUCGUUGCUCUCCAAAUGCCUGUGACCCCAGGAUAAGGUCUUUUUUUCACAGUUCCCCACUGUAUUUUGGGAGUUGUAGAUCGGCCAGAUAUGACUUGCUACCAUCUGCCUGUGGAACAUGCAACGUCUGGAACUUUGCUUUGUCUGUCAUGGCUUUUAUUAUAAAUGGCUACAUAGCACCCCAUACUAGGCCAUGUUUGUCACCCUGCUCAAGAAGCCACUUGGCUGGUUUUCCAUUCCUUUGGAGUUUGGGUCUGGCCCUUUGGUUUCCCUAAAUGGGAAUUAGAGGAUCCCUUGGAAUGGAAAGAAAUAAUCAGUUUAAAAGGUGGUUCCAAGGGGUUCCUGACUCUGGGGUCCCAGUGUCUCAGCAUUAAAUGGCUCCUUCACACAGAAAAUGUAGUGUUCUCAUGACAAAACGUACCUUUGAAUGGGUAAGUGGCUGACUGAUGUACUUCUUGGGGAAACACGGAAUCGUUUGUGACUCUUUAAUCAACUUGGAUGCAUCCAGAUGGCAUAAGUAAUCCAGUUUGACACCGCUAUAACUGCCACGGCUCAAUGCUAGGGAAUUUUGGAUCUGAGCAACAAGCUAUGAUUCUCAAAAUUCCCUAGCAUUGGGCCGUGGCAGUUAAAGUGGUUUCAAGAUGGAUCAUUUAUGGCGUCUGGAUGAGCCCUUCUCCCAUCCACUCUCUUCCAUGCGUUGGUGAGCAUUGUGACCAUCGUUACAACACCAAAAGAAGGCUUCCUUGCAAAGAUGUUGGCUUUCUACAUUGAAGCUUAAAAAGCGAAACAGGCUCUCCUCCUAAGUUGUCUUUUACCUGAAGAACCUCCUGUACCUUGUUUGCUGUGGAGCUUGAUUAUAAGAGUGUAGACUUUGCUGGAACUAUACAAAUAAUAAAAUAUCCCCUUGAUGAAUUAA